UCUGCGAUGGCUUCCGCCCCAGACAUUCCACCCACGGCGUUCGUGGAAACGAUGAAUCCCGAGCGCGCGUGGAUGCUGGCUGAGGUGGCCAGAGAAGAAGCUGCCCUGCCUCCAGUGGUGGUGAAGAAGGAGAAUCUGCCGCCGCCGGCCAGUGGAGCGAACUGUGCCCCCGUGGGUGACGCGUCGUCGAGGGCCACGAGGGAUCGUGAGAAGACGCACCAGAUGAAAUUGGUAUGGAACGACUCCCGCUCGCACGCCGAAUUCUGCGAAGAAAGAAGUCACAAACCUGCGCUCCCUCUAUUACCUCCAAUGCCAAAGUUAUCAGACAUCCCCUCUCUUGGUCCCGCACCCAAACCCAACGAGCACACCAAAUACCUUUUGUCUCUGUUGAAACACCGCGAGCUUCAUCUCUCUCUGUAUACUCGCCAACAAGAUGGAAAAGGUUGUGGCAAGCUCUACAAGAUCCAAAUCUCGGACGCAUGCCUGGUUCAGCACGAGACAUUGUCGAGCCACCCGUGCACCCGAGUGCUCCCCCUCACCUCCGGCGACCCUGACACAUCCAUUGUUGAAGGGGUGAUUCACCGGUCCGUGGAAGGAGAGUUGCUCGAAGACGUGUGGGCUGGUCUAUCUUCGCAGAUGAAACGCCACUACGCCCGGCAACUUCGCAAGAUUGUGGAUGGCAUGCGAGGCGUGGUCUGCAGUGAUGGACGGGGCUCCGUCCAAGCUGGAGAGUACACACUCUUCCUUGACAAGCACACGAACCACACCUACUACGCCGUUCGUCGAUACACAUCUCCAAAGCAAUUCAUGGCUUUUCUUCUGUCCUCGUUCUAUAAGACUGUUCCGAAGAAAGUCGCCCUAGCAUUUAUUGCACCACUCAAGGUCAAAGGCAGGCAAUUACUGUCGCACUGUGCUCUUUGCCCAAAGAACAUUAUUGUGAAUGAGGGGAAAAUUGCGUGGAUUCUAGGCUGGGAUUGUGCGGGUUACUACCCCGGAUGGUGGGACUAUGUCAAGUUUUUCGAGGCCCGGACACGACCAGAGAACCUUGACUGGUAUGAUUAUGCGGGGGAGAUUUUCAGUGCUGAGUAUCCUCUUCAGCUGGUGGCUUACCAGGGACUGACAAGAUGUCAGCAACUUUGA
Molecule: messenger RNA, 1140 nt
Organism: Ilyonectria robusta
Lineage: Eukaryota; Fungi; Ascomycota; Sordariomycetes; Hypocreales; Nectriaceae
Exons: 3
Source: RefSeq, a predicted model, not a curated record